This is a messenger RNA of Selaginella moellendorffii, 1007 nucleotides long. Its product is annotated as AP-3 complex subunit sigma. Gene Ontology annotation, cellular component: membrane coat; intracellular membrane-bounded organelle; AP-3 adaptor complex. The transcript is spliced from 7 exons. The coding region runs from base 25 to 474 and encodes 149 amino acids. The record is from RefSeq and is a predicted model, not a curated record. Lineage: Eukaryota; Viridiplantae; Streptophyta; Lycopodiopsida; Selaginellales; Selaginellaceae. Gene Ontology annotation, biological process: Golgi to vacuole transport; intracellular protein transport.
GGCAAAUUAGGGCAGACAAGAGCGAUGAUUGAUGCCGUGCUCGUGAUGAACACGCAGGGGAAGCCGCGGCUCGCCAAGUUUUACAAAUCGCUGAGUCCAGUGAAGCAGCAAGAGAUUGUGAGGAAGGUCUACUCUGGUUUGUCUAGCAGAGCGGAGCAUUUUUGUAACUUUGUCGAGGCGGAUGAGAUCUUUGGAGCUAGGACGAAGCUAGUUUACAAGCAUUUCGCGACGCUCUAUUUCGUGUUUGUGAUCGAUAGUGGAGAGAGCGAGCUGGGAAUUCUCGAUCUUAUACAAGUUUUUGUGGAGACUUUGGAUAGCAUCUUUAAGAACGUCUGUGAACUCGACAUUGUAUUUAACUUCAACAAGGUAAACACUGUUCUUGAUGAAAUAGUGAUGGGAGGCCAAGUUGUGGAGACUAACUCCACGGAGAUUGUCAAAUCUGUCCAAGAAAUUUUUAAGCUAGAGCGAGGAUGAAAAAAGAAAAACCGAAUUUUUUGUAUUUUUUUUAUUGGAACUCACUCUCACUCACAAAAUUGUUCUAGAAGCCGCAUUGGAAACAAAGAUGGAAAACUCGCUCGAUCUCUCUCGAGCUGGAAGAAGUUACGCGAGAAACAAUCUGGAAGACGACUGGAAGUAUGGAACGAUGAUCGGUGCUGAGGGUGCUGCUGGGAAUGCUGGUGUCGAUGGCUUGUUCUUCGCCUGGAGAUCAUGGCUGUGAUCUCCCUUGUUCAUCUUCUUCCCCUCCUGGAUCAGAGCCUUGAGAUCACAGUCGUGAUCCUUCUUCUUGGCGAUCGAGAAGGAAUAGCAGCCGCAGAGAACCAUCUUGUUGUCGUCGUUGCUGUCGCUGGGAAGAACUUCUGGAGCACCCAUUGACGCUCUCGAAAAGCUGGAGGCUGGAGGACGAAGAGAGGUUUACGAGCCUUGAUUUAUAUACUGGAAAAACACCGCCUCCCAUUUUAUGUUAAGCCAGCCGCAAAAAGCUUUAAACCAAGCACAUUCUUUCAGCC